CCCAGUGAGCGCCGAGUGGGAGGAGGUUCUGGACUCUUUAUUAGCUGGGCCGGACCUCCGGCCACAGACCUGUCCACCAUGAUGUUCUGCAGAGUUCUGCUGUGUUCAGCCGCUCUGGUUCUGCUGGUCGGUUCUGUGGAGUCGUCGUCUGGAGGAUCCACCGGCCCCCUCAGCUACGACCUGUCCGGUUCCGACCUGACCGACCUCUACAACAAGCGGGUUCACCUGGCGGAGGCGAUGCGGCGGCCGCUGGGAAACCUUCCUUUUACAUGUGGAGUCAUCAGCCACUGCGGCGUUCGAGUGACUCUGGCUGACCAAUCUCAGUGGUUGAUCCAUAAAGGAGGCGGAUACGGGAUUUUCUCUCAGACGGUGGUGACCGAUGCUUGACACAUGAGCUCCAGGUGGGAGGUCUACAAGUUCAAGGACUUCCGGGGAACCAAGACGGUCUCGGACCUUGUUGGAGCCGGAGGCCCGAACUACCGGCUGAUCGGGGACAACUGCCACAAUGCCUGUGACAACAUCAUGAAUCACUGAAUUUUCCAUCAUUUCUGAUAAUAAACAUGAAGCCUGAA
Poeciliopsis prolifica (blackstripe livebearer) is the source of this 572-nucleotide messenger RNA. RefSeq lists its product as uncharacterized. The record is from RefSeq and is a predicted model, not a curated record. NCBI's taxonomy places the organism in Eukaryota, Metazoa, Chordata, Actinopteri, Cyprinodontiformes, Poeciliidae. The transcript is spliced from 4 exons.